Molecule: messenger RNA, 2234 nt
Organism: Pungitius pungitius (ninespine stickleback)
Lineage: Eukaryota; Metazoa; Chordata; Actinopteri; Perciformes; Gasterosteidae
Gene: lamtor1
Product: late endosomal/lysosomal adaptor, MAPK and MTOR activator 1
Exons: 5
Coding region: 219-701 (160 amino acids)
Biological process (GO): endosomal transport; lysosome organization; positive regulation of TOR signaling
Cellular component (GO): membrane raft; lysosome; late endosome membrane
Molecular function (GO): guanyl-nucleotide exchange factor activity; molecular adaptor activity
Source: RefSeq, a predicted model, not a curated record
GAAGUGGGCGUUGUGUCGUCACUUGCGAGCCACUGUCAUGUGAUUGCUCGUUCAACGAGCUGCUGUGGGCAGUAGCUUGCUAACUUCUUUUUUUUUGCUGAAGCAUAAUUUAAACCAACAGGAAAACAUUCGUAUGAUUGUUGGAGAGGGUAAUUAGGCCCGUUUGUGACGGAGCAGAGGGAAGCGGGGUUGUGUCGUGUCGCCCCUCGGACGCGGACAUGGGCUGCUGUUACAGCAACGAGAGCGAGACCACAGAGCAGGACCCUGAUGAACGUAAGCCGCUGAUCCCCCACCCGAACCCUGUCAGCAAACCCCCAAAUGGCACUGACUGGAUCACUACGAGUGUCCCCUCAGCGAGGACGGAUGAACAGGCCCUCCUUACGUCCAUCCUCACCAAAACAGCACAGAAUAUUAUUGAUGUGUCAGCAGCUGACUCUGUCAUGAUGGAGCAGCACGAAUACAUGGACAAAGCUCGGCAAUACAGUACGAAGCUGGCCGUAUUGAGCAACAGUCUGCCCCAGAAGAAAUCCCUCGCGCUCCCCUCGCUCACCAGCCAGCCCCACCAAGUGCUUGCGAGUGACCAGGUGCCAUACUCCGAUAUCCAGCAGGUAUCCAAGAUAGCAGCUUAUGCUCACAGUGCAAUUUCUCAAAUCAAAGUGGACGCUAAAGAAGAACUAGUGGUCCAGUUUGCCAUUCCCUGAUUCUGCGACCCUGGCGCACACGCUGUUCGUCCCAUCCUGCUCUCUCUGUGUGUGACUUCUGCAUCCUCACCCUCCCAGCCCAUCCAUUUUAUUAAAGCCUCUUGGUUCUUGUGCUCCUUAGCUAUGCCUCCAACUGCUAUAAAGACAGAGACAAUGAAGGAUUGCACCCUGCCGCUGUCUUCUAGUAUGCUUCAUGUCCGUUACAAGUUGUCAGCAUGGCCGAUGGAAGAUGGUCGUCUGUAGAUGGGCCGUGUGUGUGUGCUCUCAUAUUUACAACAAGGCCUCCUCUCUAAGUGGAUCACAGAUUUUGUCAGAACCAGCCGUGGAAAAAUCAUCAUCAUUCAACUUUCUUGGUAAAUUGCUCUUUUAAACGGUUUCAGGGCCGUCUCGGUAUUUACAUUCAGUUAGUUUCCUCAGCCUUUAUACUCAGGCGGCAAGGGUGGCUUAGCACCCCAGACUGUGGUGACAUUGAACAACGCAGUUUAUUCUUGUGAAGAAGAGCUCUAUGAUGUUUGAUCCAAUACAUCCCACCAUAAUCUGGUGUCACACGGCACCAAGAUUCAUAUCUCAAUAGAACCUGAACACAAAACAGUAAACUAACCUGACACUGUAGUAAUGUUUAAAAUCUGACCGUGGUUAUUAGUCAUCUGGUGUGUUAUGUCAUUCCAGAUGAAAUCUACAGGUAGAUCAUGAGUUAGAGGACACUGACUGGUGUCCAUGCAAACACAAGCAGGAGGGCCUCCUGACGUCGCAGAGCGGAGAGGGAGCUGUCUCGAGAUACAAGUUGUCGGGUUUUACAGACAGUAAUGUGUUUUCUAGCACUAAACAAAAAUGAGCAGGCAGACUCUUGAAAGAACAUCCCAGAACUUCCCAUAUUUAAUAGCAGUGGAGGCGUAUAGAUGUGGAGAGGGUGCAGUGACAGAUUGUAUGUAUGGAUGCCGCCUUGGACAGAAUAUUCUUAUUGAGUAUAAAAACAUGAUGGAUUGUAUGAUCUUCCUCUUUUAGUAGAGUUGAUUAUCAGUAAUUGGCUAAGAUCUUUUGGCGGCGAAUAAAUGUUUUUAUGAAAUGCAAGACACCUUUUUAAGGACUGCAUCUGUUGGCUUUUAAACAAAGCUUUCUGCUGCAGAUUGUAAUAUGAUUGAGUUAUUCCUUUUAAUCAGAAACUAACCAUUGUUGCAGUGUGGGUGAAUUCUUAACAAUCUAUGUACCACGGCAGAUAAAAUUAUCCGAGACCUUUUUGUGAUUAUUUAUUCGUGUAUUUGCUCUUCGGAGGAGAGGACAUAAGUGAGCGUGUGCAGGGAGCGAGGUGAGCCGCUCUGGAGCCUCCAAAGGGAUGAUCUGCAAGGUUGUGAUCAAUCAGGCACACGGCCAAUGUUUUCUUUUUGCAAUGGGUACUCUGCAUUUCUUUUGUUUUGUUUGUUACUCAUGUGUUAUACUACCUGAUAUGUUUGUAAUAUCUUAGGCUAGUACCAAAAAGUUUUAAGGAUUAUUUUUGUUUGGGUUUAAUUAAUUCAUUAAAGAUUUUCAACCUAA